CACCAAAUCUCUGGGCGUUUCACCACAAUUUUAGGGAAAAACAAAGGAUACGAUGCUCGUUCUGGUACUCGGGGAUCUGCACAUCCCGCAUCGCUGCAGCAGCCUGCCGUACAAGUUCAAGAAACUCCUGGUACCGGGACGGAUCCACCACAUACUGGCCACCGGCAACAUCUGCACAAAAGAGUCCUACGACUAUCUGAAGUCGCUGGCCAACGAUGUGCAUAUAGUACGCGGUGACUUUGACGAGAAUCUCAGCUAUCCGGAGCAGAAGGUGGUGACUGUGGGCCAAUUCCGCAUCGGCCUCUGCCAUGGCCAUCAGGUGGUGCCGCGGGGAGAUCCAGAGGCCCUGGCGCUGAUUCAACGUCAGCUGGAUGUGGACAUACUGAUAACGGGGCACACGUACAAGUUCGAGGCGUACGAGCACGGCAAUAAGUUCUACAUCAAUCCAGGCUCGGCAACGGGAGCCUUCAAUCCGCUGGACACUAAUGUAGUGCCCUCAUUCGUGCUGAUGGACAUCCAGAGCACGACGGUGGUGACCUACGUCUAUCAGCUGAUUGGCGACGAGGUCAAGGUGGAGCGAAUCGAGUACAAGAAGAUAUAGGGUCCAAGUAUUACCAGCCAUUCCUCCAGAUCCAGGCUUAAAACAAUUGUAAUUGUAUAUGUAGAAAUAAAACGCUUUCUUUUCUCCUUUUUUAUUUGAUAAAAAA
This is a messenger RNA of Drosophila persimilis, 707 nucleotides long. RefSeq names its product vacuolar protein sorting-associated protein 29 (gene Vps29). Lineage: Eukaryota; Metazoa; Arthropoda; Insecta; Diptera; Drosophilidae. The transcript has a single exon. The record is from RefSeq and is a predicted model, not a curated record. Gene Ontology annotation, biological process: retrograde transport, endosome to Golgi; intracellular protein transport. Gene Ontology annotation, cellular component: retromer complex; endosome. The coding region runs from base 53 to 601 and encodes 182 amino acids.